AUGGCUCCAAGAUACGGCUUCAUCGGGCUGGGCUCGAUGGGGUUUGGAAUGUGCUUGAACAUUCAUUCGAAGAUCCCCUCGGACUCUGAGCUGUAUAUAUGCGAUAUCAAUCGAUCAGCGUUGGAGAAGUUCGUCGAAGAGACCACCGGCAAAGCUAAGGUGACGAUACUUGACACGCCUAAGGAGAUCACUGAGCACUGCAUGAACCAGGACAUCAUCAUAACCAUGCUCCCCAAAUCCGAGCACGUCCAACAUGUCUACCACGCCAGCGCCAACAAUCUCCUCUCCGCCUCCGUCCAACCCACCGGCCAACCAAAACUCUUCAUCGAAUGCAGCACCAUCGACCCGGUCGUCUCCCGCGAAGUCGGCCAAAAGGUGCAGGACUCCAGUCUCGGCAACUACGCCGACGCAGCAGUAUCCGGCGGCCCCUUCGGCGCCCGCUCAGGCACUCUAUCCCAUAUGAUCGGCUGCGAUGACGCUAUCCUCGACCAAGUCAAAUCCGUCGUGGGCAUGACAGGGAAAUCGGACGGGCUCUUCCACUGCGGACCCGUCGGAGCCGGAGUAACGGUUAAGGUAAUCAACAACUACAUCUCCGUCACCAACAUGCUCGUCGCCUCCGAGGGCCUGAACAUGGGCGUGAAAAUGGGCAUUGAUCCGAAGAAACUCACCGAUAUCAUCAACGCUUCAUCCGGGAUGAAUUGGUGUACGAAGAAUAAUAACCCCGUCCCUGGGGUUCAACUGGAUAGUGUGGCUUCAAGAGGGUAUAAGGGUGGUUUUGCCAUCGAGCUCGCGGCGGGGUGUAUUGAUUUAGCGGUGAAAGGGGCGGAGGACGUGGGAGCGAAGUUGACGCUGGGCAAGCCGAUGCAGGCGACAUGGCAUGAGGCGAUGGAGGAUCCAAGGUGUAAGGGUUUGGACGCUAGGUCCAUAUACAGGUGGCUUGGUGGUGAGGAGGCUUGA
This is a messenger RNA of Saxophila tyrrhenica, 957 nucleotides long. RefSeq lists its product as uncharacterized. The transcript is spliced from 3 exons. NCBI's taxonomy places the organism in Eukaryota, Fungi, Ascomycota, Dothideomycetes, Mycosphaerellales, Extremaceae. Gene Ontology annotation, biological process: L-valine catabolic process. The record is from RefSeq and is a predicted model, not a curated record. Bases 1 to 957 code for a protein of 318 amino acids. Gene Ontology annotation, cellular component: mitochondrion. Gene Ontology annotation, molecular function: 3-hydroxyisobutyrate dehydrogenase activity; NAD binding; NADP binding.